AUGUCGAACGCAGAAGCCGGAUCCUCUCAAGCCUCUCAAGCUGCUGUCCAUCCUCGAAAGCAGUCCCUACGGAUGCAAACGGGUGGGAAGAAGCCAACGGCGCCGUUGGCCCCCAAGACGACCAAGAGGAAGGCCCCGGUGAGCUCUUCGGGCUCAUCGUCGAGCAGCUCGGGCUCGAGCUCCUCCUCGAGCUCGAGUUCGAGCUAUAAAAGCAGCAGGCGUUUGAGUGAAGAGGAGGACGAGCUCGAGGACGAGGACGAGGACGACGACGAGAUCCCUGCCGAACACCUUACUGGGAUUUCAGUCGUCGAUGAUGAUCAUGAAGACGAGUGGGCCCAGUUGCGGGAGUAUACGAUCGAGAAAACGGUCGGGGACAGGGUGAUCGGGUACAGGGAACCCAAGGCUUUGGCCAGGCUGAAGAAGCUGUGGCAGGCUAGGGAGUACUGGACCGAUCAGAGGUUAUACGAGCUCUGUUUGAAGAAGAGAGGGAGUAUCAACGGUAAAGGACCGGAUCACUUCGAGGCCGGUAUUCUCACCCUCUUUGCUCGUCAGGGCAAAGUAAGGAAGGGUCAGGAUAGGUGCGGACAUUGUCGUGCGAUGUGGACGAACCCCAAACGCAAGGGCAACAACGGCGAGUUCGGACUUUUGGUGCAAUGCAAGCAAACUGCACCGAACAAGAACUGUGCUCAGUGUUCGUUCGAUGGCGUCGUCUGCGACAAGCGGGUGAAUACGGGAGGCCUCGUCAAGGUUCAACCAGGUGGCUGGGACCUUGCUAUUGGCUGCGAGGGAGUCGCAGAGCAAGUGCAGGAGCUGAUGGACGAUCAUGUCGAAAGUCUCGACCCCGACGACGAAAAUGAUGUCGUCGCGUUGAAUCGAGACGAUCUCCACGCCAUCCGAGACAAGGCUGCUGCGCUUGUACGGGCCCUUGGUGCUCUCAAGGACCUGUGCGAGGAGAUCCCGGAGCGCUACUACGGGGACGACAAACGUCAGGCUCGAGACUCGAACAAUCGAGUUGUAAAAUUGUGGGAAAUCGCUGAGCCUAAAAACGGCAAUAAGAAGGUCAAGAAGUGA
Filobasidium floriforme is the source of this 1071-nucleotide messenger RNA. RefSeq lists its product as uncharacterized. NCBI's taxonomy places the organism in Eukaryota, Fungi, Basidiomycota, Tremellomycetes, Filobasidiales, Filobasidiaceae. The record is from RefSeq and is a predicted model, not a curated record. The transcript has 4 exons. Bases 1 to 1071 code for a protein of 356 amino acids.